CUUGACGAAUCUCACUCUGACUGAGGUGUAAAAGACAAAAAAUAUUCCCCACUUGGGUACACCCCCCCACUGCAAAAAGAAUCAAAACUAGUUGGAGACUGGACAUGGGUCCUAAAAAAAUGCAGCCCCCUCAGCCAGGUCAAAAGAGAAAGGGCGCCGUAGCCGGACACCCAGAAAAAGGUUCCAUCCUUCGCGACACGACGAGGGGAAACGUUAUCUCCGUCAUGAAUCGCAUCCAUCGUGAGGUUAUCGAUCCCAAAAAAUUUGAGGAAACUCGAUCUCGCCGUAAAGAGCGAGAGUUAAUGGUCUUGCAGUAUCCAGAUAAUAAUCACUCCGAGUAUGACGAGAGCAUGGAGGUGGAACUGAAAAUGGAAAAUUGUGUCAGUAUCGACACCUUGGUGAAGAACGUGGGACAGGUUUUGAAAGGGAAGUUUUUACUGUGUCGAACGAUAACCCCGUCGAGCAAGAUGGUCGGAGUGGACGCUGGUGUGGAGGAUGUCAAAGGAGAGAAAGCCAUGCGACUUGCCUUCUUCAAUUACUCGGUUGAUGCUAGAAUGGGGAAGUCGGAUUUCGAGACGGUCCUCCCCUUGGGGAUGAUGCUGAUCGUGAAGAACCCCGUGUUUAAGAAGCCAAUUCCCGAAUCACCCAACUUCGGGCUGAUUGUUGAUAAUCCAGCCGAUGUCGAAUUACUCAGUCCGAAGAGAAUGGAGGCACUCUUUCCAGAUGUCCACUGGAAGUCUGAUCUGCCCGUAGAAUCUCGAGCCUUGUUUAAAUGUCCCCUCUUCUGGGAAUUCUUUUCUACCCAGAGUGAUCUCCAGAUUGCUACCAAGUUGAAGAACGUGGGAAACAAGGCUUUCGUCGAGAAUAGGACAACCGACGCGAUCCGAUUUUACGACCUUGCUUUUGAAUACAUACUUGUGGAGGAGGAAGAGGCUCAAGCGUCGUCAGCACUUUUAAUGGACAUCUUGUCCAACAAGGCUGCCUCUCUGAUUAAAUUGGAAUGUUUUAAUUCAGCCCUAAUUUGCACGGAAAAGGUUCUAGGAAUUAAUAGUGGUCAUGUCAAGGCGAUCUACCGCCACGCCAAAGCCCUCAUCGGACUUGGACGCUACUCUGAAGCCGACAAAUUUCUGGACGAAAAGCUCAAGCAGCUCGGAGAUGAAGAGAAUAAAGAUAUUCUGAGAUUGAGAUCGGUUGUUCCUGAUCUGUUGAAACCACCAGGAAAAGAAAUUAUCCGUACGUUGAGAACCCCCCGACUAAUAACUGGGUCUGAUCAGCCUCAGCCAGAUUUGCCAGUCGGAAUGGCUGACCGCAUCUCCGAAUUUCUGGGACCAAUUGAACUCGGGAAAAGCAAAAUUUGCGAUGGUGAUGGUCUCUUUGCCACUGAAGAUCUCGAACCUGGAACAAUUCUCCUGGUUGGCAAACCUUUCUCCGCGCUAUAUGUUCCGCCAGAGGACAAGGAGGCAUUUUUAUUGAACACGACCACCCACUCGUAUCACAUCGGGGUGAUAGCAAACAAGAUCUGGCUGGAUCCCGACCUUGGGCGUGACCUUUACAAACUGUGGGCUGGGCCUGACCUAAAACCCUUGCUGGAUAAUGCGGAUCCCAAAAUAACAAAAGUUGACAUCGCUCGAAUCAAUAAGAUUUGCGACUAUAACGUCGCCUUUUCUUACGGUGAUCUGGAGAAGGAAGAAACUUAUAUCUCCGAAGGUGUUUAUCCCUCCGCGUCGAAAAUAAAUCACAGCUGCAUUGACGCCAACGUUAUCUAUGCGCAUCAUGAUUCCAGUCUUGUUAUGACGAUCACAACUUUUAAACAGGUGAAAAAAGGAGAAGAAAUUCUUAUGAGUUAUGUCGACGUGCCGCUGCCAAGCGAAGAUUUUAUGGAGAUUUAUGGUUUUAUUUGUAACUGUCGACUAUGCGAACUGGACCGAUCUGAAAGUCCCGUCGUGUUAGCAAAGAGAGAAAAUCUUCUCGAAAGUCUGGCCUAUAACAAGGACACGAAGAGGUAUUUAUUUCAUCCCCUCCUUCUCGCCAACGACUUGGCAAUACUCUGUCAACUGGAACGUCUCCGCGCCGAGACGCCAGACCUGAAUUUCGCCAUGGCGUAUGCUGGAAUUUAUAAAAUUGCCUCCCUCCUAUUCGAGUUACUGGGUCGGUAUCCAGAGGCUUUGUCCAUCUUAGAAAAGACUUACGCCGUGUACCAGAACCUCCCAACCAAUAUUAACCAUCCUAAGAUUGUUGCAACCAUUUUGGCGUGUUGCGUGAAAAUGAACAAGGAAAAGGGACUUCUGGAAAAAUGGACGGAGGAACUAAGGAAAAAUUGUCGACUUUAUGCCGGUACGCUGGAGCAUGUUCGAAAAUUGGAUCAUCCCACACUUCCAGAGGACUUGAGAAAAUUUGGGAUUGAAUUCUUCAAUGAGAUGGAUUAUUGAAUUGAAUUGAUGCUCAACUUAUGUUUUUUUACUGUUUUUUAACAGUACUGUUUGUACGGAUAUUUAUGACUUGAUGUAUUGCAUAAUUAUUGUUAAUUUUCUUUUGAUCAUUUAAUGUUAUGAGUUUGAUGAACAUACUUAUUUACGCAAUAAAUAAUUUUUAAAUUUGAA
Molecule: messenger RNA, 2600 nt
Organism: Folsomia candida
Lineage: Eukaryota; Metazoa; Arthropoda; Collembola; Entomobryomorpha; Isotomidae
Exons: 5
Coding region: 105-2429 (774 amino acids)
Molecular function (GO): protein binding
Source: RefSeq, a predicted model, not a curated record